UCCCUAAAAAGAAUUUUUAAAAAUUAGCUGGGCAUGAUGACACAUGCAUAUAGUCCCAGUUACUCAGUAGGCUAAGAUGGGAGGAUCACUUGAGCCCAGGAUUUUGAGGUUGCAGUGAGGUGUGUUCAUACCAUUGCAUUCCAGCUUGGGCAAGCAGAGCAAGACCCUGUCUCUGUUUCAAUAAUAAAGGGAAAAAAAGCAAGUGCUUUGUUGAGCACUUGCUGUAUGCCCAGACUGUGGUGCUAAGUACUUGAUGGGCAUAACUCAUCUGAUGUUCCUGGAAGCCCCAUGGGGAGGUACUAUGAUUAGUAUUAUUCUCACAGAGGAGGAAACUGGUAAGUUCAGAGGCUGGCCCAGGACCACACAAAUACAGGUAGAGCUAGCAUUUGAACUAACAGUGUUGCUGCAGAACCCCUCUCUUAACUACUCUGCCAUGUGGCUGCCCCUGGUCUUUUCCCAGCUUUGGCAAAUAGUUUAUUUGCAUUACCUGAGUUGGGAAAGGAAGACAGAUAGUGGCCCCAGCCUCGCCCGGAGAUCCUGAUUCCGCUGGUCUAGGGGGCACUUGUACAUUCAUAUUUUUUCAAAAAACCCCGGGGAAUUCCAGUGUGCAGCCAGGGUUGAGACCACCGGUCUAAACCAGUCCAUACCCAAUGGCAUCAGCUGGUUUGCCAGCUAGUAAACACUUGCAUCCUGAGAAAACACUAAGAUGAAACUGUGCUGUGAGUGUUGAAGGGUCCUUGCAAGGACAAAUUCUGGAUGGGCACAUAUGGUAGAAAGGAGCUCUGGAAGAAAUGAGUGGCAAAAAGAGGAGACGCUGGAUAUAAUGUGGGGCCCUCUUUCACAGCUCUUAGGUCUGUUCUGCAUUGAAAGAAUCCGACCAAACAUUGAAGGGACAGGUAUCCAGCCAAGUGAGGAAAGCUGAACAUGUUUAAAGUAUUAGCGGAGCAAUUCAGUGACAGAUGUAAAUGAACUGAGGAAAACAGUCCCCUUGGACCAGGAACUCACCAGGAUCAGGGCUUACAAGGAAGAGCUUUUGGGAAGACAAUUUUGAGCCAGAAUGGAAAGCUGAGCAUAGCGUGGCUGGAAGAGAAAAGUAAGGAGUGCAUCUGCAAUGUGAAUAAUGAGAUAUGUGCAAAUGCAUGGAAAGGAAAAGGAUCGUUAGGUAUUAUAGAGAGAACAGGAAGAGAGAAAGUCUUCCAGAGCAGAGACUCUUUGCUGGAGAACAAUAAGCAUUGUGAGCAGGGAGAUGAGGGAGAGGGGUUAAUAACAUGGUAGAAGAAAUCUGGCUGUAGAUGGGGUCUAAAGAAUCUGCAGCCAGAUGCAAUGGCUCACGCCUGUAAUCCCAACACUUUCGGAGGCCAAGUCAGGCAGAUCACUUGAGGUCAGGAGUUUGAGACCAGGCUGGCCAAUGUGGCAAAACCAUGUCUCUACUAAAAAUACAAAAAUUAGCGAAGUGUAAUCCCAGCUACUCAGGAGGCUGAGGCAGAAUUGCUUGAAUCUGGAAGGCAGAGGGUUGUAGUGAGCCAAGACCACACCACUACUGUACUCCAGUAUGGACAACAGAGCAAGACUCUGUCUCAAAAAAAAGAAAAAAAGAAUCUGGGGGUGGGGCAGGUAAAAAAACAAAAAGAAUCUUCUAGGAGUCCUGAGUUUGUGGUGAUCAGCAUGAAGAUCCAUUCUAGUACUGGUGAGCACUGAAUGGGAGGCAAAGGGAAGAACUGGGAGCCCAUAUAGCCUGACAGAGUCUUAAAGUACCAGCUAAUUCAGAGACAGGCACAUACCUCUGAUAAGGCCAGGGGAGCAGUUCCAGACCAAUCUCCAUGCUGCUGGACCCAGGGAGUAUCUCAUAUUCAGAACCCCAGAGCAGUGCUAUCCAACAGAACUUUCUGUGGUGUUGGAAAUGUUCCAUAUCUAUGCUUUCCACCAUGGUAGCCUCUAGCCACAUGUGGCUAUUGAGCAUCUGUUCUGUAGCUAGUGCAACUGAGGAAGUGAAUUUUAAAUUAAAUAACCACAUGUGGCUAGUGGCUGUAUAUUGUCCUAGAGCAUCUGUUGCCUGGCCAGUGAUUGAAUACCAUCUCAAGCUUCCUGUAUGGGACCCCACUGUUUACCAGAUACUUUAUUAGGCAAUUUACACAAAUUAUCCCAUCAACUACUCACAGCCUCUCAUGAGGAGAUAUUAUCAUCCCCAUUUUAAGGGGGAGGACAUGGAGAAUAAGAAAAGCAUCCCUAGAGAGGGGUAGAGCUGAAUUUGAAUCUGGGACCAACUGGUUUCAGUGCUUAUGAUUGUUCUGUGAUAGCACAUUUCUUUGUAUUGUUUUUAUCAGUGGGACAAACUGAUUCUCCAAGGAGCCUCUUACCAUCUAUGAGGUUUCUCUUGCCUUUACCUAUGAACUAGUCUUCCAUGCCCUCUCUUUUCUAUUCUUUCACUGUGGGUAUCUACCUGCUGGCCCACCCACUUCUCAGGGUGGGCCAGCAGGUAGACACCAUAACUAGAGAGCCUGAGCGAGGUGGAGAGUAAGUGUAGACAGAGGCUUCCAGCACUGAAAAUCACCAGGCAUGAUGGUUGGCUGCAGAGGAGUUGAAGGGUAGAAUGCAGGGCUGAACGGAAGCCUGUGAGAUUUGAAGCAGGGUGUUUGGAGAUUUCAGUUCUCUUCAUAGUGCCAGGAAGCUUCAGAGUAUAAAAGCAGAGGACAGAUAACUGUCUCAAGCUGGGUAUCUAUAAAUUGGAGAGAAUAUUGGUCCAUGCAUCCAUUCACUCAAUAAAAAUAUCAAUCACUUAAGGAUUUGGAUUCAAAAAGGCUAAAAUGAGUCCUCAGAAUAUGCAUUUUAACAAAAUCCAAGCAAGUUUAUGGCCCAUAUAUCAUAUUUGGAUGUCAAAUUGUCUUGGUUUCAAAUCUCAUCUCUUUUACUUGCAGGCUGCUACUUAAAAUACUAUUUUGGGUUUCCCAGUUUACAGCCGGAAGUAGUCUUUCUCCUCUGAUCUGCCCUGUAACACAGGUUCUCAACCUUGACUACACAUCAGAAUAACUGGAAGAGCUUUAGAAAAAUACUGAUGGCCAGGUAUCAGUCCAGGCUAUUUGACCAGAAUCUCUGGGGAUGGGGCUUGGGCAUCUCCUAGGAGAGCUGACUCUGAUAUACAGGGUCAAGAACCGCCUCACCUUAUCUCUCAUGCCUUCAGGGCAUGUACCACAUCUUGCUUCAUGUUUUUUGUUUCUUCUUUUGGCUGGGCUGAGUCACCUUUGAGCCUCCACAGCCAUCAUUAUAAUGCCUUUCACAAAUUCCCAAUAAGGCAUUUUCAACUGAAUAACACGUUUCUCUAUUUCAGUUCAGAUUUAAGGGCACCAUAAUGUUGACCCAGAAGUUGGAAUCUUUUGCCCAAAGACUCUUUUCUAUGUCCUUCCUUAAUCAUCUUCUUUUUGCUAGAUCACGAGUGGCCUCUUCAAGUAUAGCUCUGUGUAUAGUACCUAUUGUUAGAGCAAGGACCAGGAGAGAGAGGAACAUUGAGGGUUAGGGCCUCAAGGGCUGCACUUAUUAGGCUCCUAGUAGCUGGUGCUAACCUCUGCCAGCUCCAGAUGUCUCCAUUGUGGGCAGCACAAGGGCUAAGAAAAAUAAUCCAAGAUGGAACAUUUUUCCUGUAAAGCUUCUUGGAGCCAUGGUGGGCAAAUGGAAGCAGGCCUGAUCUCUAGCAGAAUCAUGAGACAGAUGAAGACCCCUCAGAUGCCCCAUCCCCCUUUCUUCCUCCUUUACCAAUGGCUGCUGGACUCUGCUACCUUCUCAGAGGCCACUGUUCCCAUGCCUUUUCCCUUAACCCUCCCUCCCUCUAAGCCUGCUUCUAAGAUAAACUCAUUCACUUUAAGUUGAUUAUUCCUAAUCAAGUUAAAUAUACUGCCCACUCUGAGGGUUGUCUGUUUUCAAAUAAAAGAAUGUUUCAAAUGAUGGAGUUUUAGCUGUUACUGUGGAUUAAGUAUUUUUUUUUUUUUUUGAGAUGGAGUUUCGCUCUUGUUACCCAGGCUGGAGUGCAAUGGUGCGAUCUCGGCUCACCACAACCUCCGCCUCCUGGGUUCAAGCAAUUCUCCUGCCUCAGCCUCCCGAGUAGCUGGGACUAUAGGCGUGCACCACCAUGCCCAGCUAAUUUUUGUAUUUUUAGUAGAGACGGGGUUUCACCAUGUUGACCAGGAUGGUCUCGAUCUCUUGACCUCGUGAUCCACCCGCCUCGGCCUCCCAAAGUGUUGGGAUUACAGGCGUGAGCCACCGCGCCCGGCCUGGAUUAAGUAUUUUUGAGGGCAGGGGGUUCUUUCUGAAUUCCUGAAAUCAGUGUCUGCCCACUCUGAAGUCAGAGGGAUGUGGGACAGCACCUGUUUCUGGAGGGGUCACUGCCUCUGUUUAGAGAAGAGGGGAUUCCACCAUGGAAGCCCACCUUCAAGAUACCCCUUGAGAGGUGCCAACAGAGGUUCUCAUGUGCCCCCUCUGCUCCUGCCAGAUGUGGAUGAGUGUGUGGAGGGGACUGACAACUGCCACAUUGAUGCUAUCUGCCAGAACACCCCAAGGUCAUACAAGUGUAUCUGCAAGUCUGGCUACACAGGAGAUGGCAAACACUGCAAAGACGUGGAUGAGUGCGAGCGAGAGGACAAUGCAGGUUGUGUGCAUGACUGUGUCAACAUCCCUGGCAAUUACCGGUGUACCUGCUAUGAUGGAUUCCACCUGGCACAUGAUGGACACAACUGUCUGGAUGUAGACGAGUGUGCCGAGGGCAAUGGUGGCUGUCAGCAGAGCUGUGUCAACAUGAUGGGCAGCUAUGAGUGCCACUGCCGGGAAGGCUUCUUCCUCAGCGACAACCAGCACACCUGUAUCCAGCGUCCAGAAGAAGGCAUGAAUUGCAUGAACAAGAACCAUGGCUGUGCCCACAUUUGCCGGGAGACACCCAAGGGGGGUAUUGCCUGUGAAUGCCGUCCUGGCUUUGAGCUUACCAAGAACCAACGGGACUGUAAAUUGACAUGCAACUAUGGUAAUGGUGGCUGCCAGCACACGUGCGACGACACAGAGCAGGGUCCCCGGUGCGGCUGCCAUGUCAAGUUUGUGCUCCAUACUGAUGGGAAGACAUGCAUCGGGGAAAGGCGGCUAGAGCAGCACAUCCCCACUCAGGCCGUUUCUAAUGAGACUUGUGCUGUCAACAACGGGGGCUGUGAUAGUAAGUGCCACGAUGCAGCGACUGGUGUCCACUGCACCUGCCCUGUGGGUUUUAUGUUGCAGCCAGACAGGAAGACCUGCAAAGAUAUAGAUGAGUGCCGCUUAAACAACGGGGGCUGUGACCACAUUUGCCGCAACACAGUGGGCAGCUUCGAAUGCAGUUGCAAGAAAGGCUAUAAGCUUCUUAUCAAUGAGAGGAAUUGCCAAGAUAUAGACGAGUGUUCCUUUGAUCGAACCUGUGACCACAUAUGUGUCAACACACCAGGAAGCUUCCAGUGUCUCUGCAAUCGUGGCUACCUGUUGUAUGGUGUCACCCACUGUGGGGAUGUGGAUGAAUGCAGCAACAACCGGGGAGGUUGCCGCUUUGGCUGCAUCAACACUCCUGGAAGCUACCAGUGUACCUGCCCAGCAGGCCAGGGCCGGCUGCAUUGGAACGGCAAAGAUUGCACAGAGCCAUUGAAAUGUCAGGGCAGUCCUGGAACCUCAAAAGCCAUGCUCAGCUGCAACCGGUCUGGCAAGAAGGACACCUGUGCCCUGACCUGUCCCUCCAGGGCCCGGUUUUUGCCAGAAUCUGAGAAUGGCUUCACGGUGAGCUGUGGCACCCCCAGCCCCAAGGCUGCUCCAGCCCGAGCUGGCCACAACGGGAACAGCACAAACUCCAACCACUGCCAUGAGGCUACAGUGAUACCCAUUAAACAACGGGUCUCCUUCAAGAUCAAAGAUGCCAAAUGUCGUUUGCACCUGCGAAACAAAGGCAAAACAGAGGAGGCUGGCAGAAUCACAGGGCCAGGUGGUGCCCCCUGCUCUGAAUGCCAGGUCACGUUCAUCCACCUUAAGUGUGACUCUUCUCGGAAGGGCAAGGGCCGACGGGCCCGGACCCCUCCAGGCAAGGAGGUCACACGGCUCACCCUGGAAUUGGAGGCAGAGGUCAGAGCCGAAGAAACCACAGCCAGCUGCGGGCUGCCCUGUCUCCGACAGCGAAUGGAACGGCGGUUGAAAGGAUCCCUGAAGAUGAUCAGAAAGUCCAUCAACCAGGACCGCUUCCUGCUGCGCUUGGCAGGCCUUGAUUAUGAGCUGGCCCACAAGCCGGGCCCAGUAGCUGGGGAGCGAGCAGAGCAGAUGGAGUCCUGUAGGCCUGGGCAGCACCGUGCUGGGGUCAAGUGUGUCAGCUGCCCGCAGGGAACGUAUUACCAAGGCCAGAUGGAGCAGUGUGUGCCAUGCCCAGCGGGCACCUUCCAGGAGAGAGAAGGGCAGCUCUCCUGCGACCUUUGCCCUGGGAGUGAUGCCCACGGGCCUCUUGGAGCCACCAGCGUCACCACAUGUGCAGGUCAGUGCCCACCUGGCCAACACUCUGUAGAUGGUUUCAAGCCCUGCCAGCCAUGCCCACGUGGUACCUACCAACCUGAAACAGGACGGACCCUAUGCUUCCCUUGUGGUGGGGGCCUCACCACCAAGCACGAAGGGGCCAUUUCCUUCCAAGACUGUGACACCAAAGUCCAGUGCUCCCCAGGGCACUACUACGACACCAGCAUCCAUCGCUGUAUUCGCUGUGCCAUGGGUUCCUAUCAGCCCGACUUUCGUCAGAACUUCUGCACCCGCUGUCCAGGAAACACAAGCACAGACUUUGAUGGCUCUACCAGUGUGGCCCAAUGCAAGAAUCGUCAGUGUGGUGGGGAGCUGGGUGAGUUCACUGGCUAUAUCGAGUCCCCCAACUACCCGGGCAACUACCCAGCCAGCGUGGAGUGCAUCUGGAACAUCAACCCCCCACCCAAGCGCAAGAUCCUUAUCGUGGUACCUGAGAUCUUCCUGCCAUCUGAGGAUGAGUGUGGGGACGUCCUCGUCAUGAGAAAGAACUCAUCCCCAUCCUCCAUUACCACUUACGAGACCUGCCAGACCUAUGAGCGCCCCAUUGCCUUCACUGCCCGUUCCAGGAAGCUCUGGAUCAACUUCAAGACAAGCGAAGCCAACAGUGCCCGUGGCUUCCAGAUCCCCUAUGUUACCUAUGAUGAGGACUAUGAGCAGCUGGUAGAAGACAUUGUGCGAGACGGCCGCCUCUAUGCCUCUGAAAACCACCAGGAGAUUUUAAAGGACAAGAAGCUCAUCAAGGCCUUCUUUGAGGUGCUAGCGCACCCCCAGAACUACUUCAAGUACACAGAGAAACACAAGGAGAUGCUGCCAAAAUCCUUCAUCAAGCUGCUCCGCUCCAAAGUCUCCAGCUUCCUGAGGCCCUACAAAUAGUAGCCCUAGGAUCAGAGACCCAGUUUUUUAAGCCCUCAGACUCCUUAGCCCUCAGAGCUGGCAGCCCCCUACCCUCAGACAAGGAACUCUCUCCUCUCUUUGGAGGGAAAAAGAAAGUAUCACUACACAGACCAGGCACUCUCCCUUUCUGUCUUUCUAGUUUCCUUUCCUUGUCUCUUUCUGCCUGUCUCUCUACUGUUUCCCCUUUUCUUACAUGCUCCCUAGGAAAGCCAUUCAGUACUGGCUCUAGUCCCCCUGAGAGGUAAAGAAACAGUACAGCCCCUUCCACUGCCCAUUUUACCAGCUCAGAUUCCUAGCCCCAUCAGCUUGGAAGGGUGCCAGAGGCCCAUCAAGGAAGUGGGUCUGGUGGGGAAUGAGGAGAGGAAAGAAGGGCUUCUGCCAUUAUAGGGUUGUGCCUUGCUAGUCAGGAGCCAAAAUGUCCCCUGGCUCUGCUCUCUAGGGUGAUUCUAACAGCCCAGGGUCCUGCCAAAGAAGCCUUUGAUUUAUAGGCUUAAUGGCAGCACCAGACCUCUGGGACACAUCGUUUGAGCUCUGGACCGCCCACAUGGCCAGCUUUCUUGUCUAUACAGAUUCUCUUUCUUUCCCCACGUCUGCCUGGGGUCUACUCCAUAAGGGUUUGCAAAUGGCCCACAACACUGAGUUAAUGGACACUGGCUAAAUGAGGAAGAGCAGCAGGCAUUAUGUUGAAGGCCCCGCUAUGGCUUUCUAAAAGACUAUAGCUCUGCAGGACAGAAACCAGGUUUUAAAGCAUUGCCCCUAAAAAAAAGAAAACAGAAAGAAAAGAAAAUGUUUCAUUUAAAGGACUAGACACAGAACAAUUAGAAGUCAGCUUCAAACACUAAUACCUUUUCUUACUUGUCUUCCCUGGCCCAGCCACUUUCUCAGCCCCACCUGAAUGCUCCCUGGGGGAGCCCUACUCCCCUUGCUACAUGUUGUCCUUAAAGAAAUAUGGCUAUUGACAUGAAGCCAGCCUAGGCCUUACCCUACAGUUGUCUUUCCCUUGUAGCCCCAGCUGGCUUGUGGGCUUCACCAAAGAGGACCCCACUCUGCAGCCAGCCUGGAGCCACCUACCUCUGGCCUCAGGCUGUGGGCAGCAAAAAGGAAUGUGUGUGCACUUGGCGAGCCUCCUGCCCACCCUGUCCACACCUAAUAAGUGCAAUCAUUUUGAGUUUUCCUAUGUUGUCUAGAGGGAGGAGUUUUUGUUUUCUGUUUUUGUUUCUCUUUCCUCUAUUAGAAAAACCUUAUUUAUAGCUGCCCAAGAGAAAAGAGUAUAUGUUUGGCGUAGAAGAAAAUCAGUUUUGAAUCUCAUGAACCUUGAGUGCUGGAGCAUCUGAUCUGUUUCUAUGCCAUCAGUGGCCACCUAGAACCCUUGGCUGUGGUAAUCCAGGGUAAUUGUGCAGAGGCAUCUGAUAUGUAGGAAAGUAAUUCUGGGGAUUUGAUGGAGCAGGAAGGAGAGGGACCUAUGUUUGCUAAAUCAGUCCUGCUAUCCCUAUGCUCUCGAUGGAGUCAGCGUGGACCUCAUGAUUACAGAAGCCAAUGGAACUGGUCAGUGAUUCUCUACCCCAAGUAGGGAAAACCUCCGUCUUUUCCCUGUCUUUAUCCUGUUAUCCGCUGGUGUUCACAUGGAAGAGGACAAGAACAUACCACCUGGGGAUGGGCUGACUCAGGUUCCUGAGCCAGAGUCAAGGCUGUGGGAGCCAAGAAUAAGACAGAAGGCAUCAGAUAUUUGCCUGGCUCUGGUCACUUCCCUCUCGAAGUUGACUUCAAGCCUAGCCUCCUCAACUACUGUUUUUCAAAAGGAACAAUCAAAUGGAAGAAGAAUCAAGUUCGUGCCCAAGCCCAAAGCCUGCACACAUUCUGCCCUUAAUCCAACUGCUGCCUAUAAACUAAUUUUCAAUUUUCUCCCUCUAGUUCUCCCAAAGCUGUAGUCCUAAUCAAUCAAAGGCUACCAACUGAUUCCUCAGGUUCAUUUCUUCUUUUUUUUUUUUUCUUUUUAACGCUCCUGGUAACUCAUAGGUUCAUUUCUAGGUGACUGUCCUAGGCUACUGCUCCCCUAGGAGCCUGAACAGUGAAUAAAGGAGCCCGACCCCCUACCCUCCCAUCAGUAGCAUUCACCAGCGAAGACAGCCGCAGCAGUGGUAGUCAGUGACACAGCUAGAUUCCCUGACAACCAUUAGCCAACAUCAUGGCCCUUGCGGGUAGAGUGUUUGAUUACCGCUGUCUUUCUGGGUCAAAGAGGGCCACUAUAAAGAUGUAAAAUGGCUGCUUCCAAACAAGGGGAAUGGUCAUUUGGUAGGAGUGUCUGUACUUCCCAGGAAGCACCGUGAAAACUGCUUUAAUCAACUCUGACCAUCCUAAUUCUUCACCAGAAGCUAAGAUAACUUUUUGAUUCCUCUCUUCUUACCAUUUUGCAUCUCUUGGAAAGCCAAACAGUGAGCAUACUUCUCACUUGUGCCUUUAGGGUCUGGCUUCUCCUUUCUCCCUUCCUUUCCCAUCACACCAUACAUACACACAAAUACAUUUCCUCCAGCCAUUUAUCCCAUGGUUUAUGAGACCUGCAAAUGAGUUCCACAGUAUGGAAGGCAUAGACCACCAAGCUUCUUAACUGAUGUCAAGGCACAUCUUGGUAAGCAGGUAAAAACCUGGUAUUGUCCACCAAGUUUAAUUUAGGUCCUUCAAGUUGGAGGUUAAGAACCCAGGCAAAGUUGCUGCAAAACCUAUGGAGGAAGUUGGCCCUGGGACAUCAAACUAGGGGUUAAGUGAAUUGAAUGAGGAGUCAACACUCAGGGACAUUCUAGGUCUUUACAGGUCAAACAGAAGAAAGGUUUUUACCACUGGAGGGGAAAUGGAAAAAUGGUACAAAUAGGAACCCUUCAUGAAGCAACCCAGAGGCCUCUCUGCAGGGUAGGGUGUGGGGCUACAGUAUUGUGGGGCCUCCAUUCAUCUUAGUACAAAAACCUGACCUGCUCUAAGCCUGGAAAUGGGAAGCAGUUUCCAUGAAGGCUUCAGGCACCAAGUGGUGCAUACCAGAAAGGCACUUAUAUCCUCAGCAAUGUGGCAGUUCCUCCUUACUUCUCUGCCUCCCUCUUUCUAUAUUAUCAGGCCAUGCCUAUUCCUACAACCUGAGACAACUCUUGGAAUCAGGAGAAAACUGACCAGAUCCUGAACUUGAGCUGCCUUCCCCAGGCCUAGAAAUCCCCAAAGGCUGACACUGAGCUGUGACUGAUUUAACAGCCCCCAGGAUUUGGUCAGUUUGAGGUAGUGGAGACUCAGAUUUGCUGCUGAAAGUUCAGUAACACAGUCCUGGUCUUUGGCCCUAAAGAAACUUUUUAUAUAUGAAAAGUGUUCUCUAUAUACAUGUUUGAGGUGACUCUGGAAUGGAUUACGAAGUCAUAUCUCAAAAUGUCAGAAAACAUUACAGAGCAUUCAAACUUUUGUAUUUGCUGCUUAACCUCAAUAUUACAGCCACAAACGGGGGGUACAAAGACAAAGCAUAACUGACCAUAAGCAGAAUAUUAACCUUCCAGGUUUCUUUCUUAAGCACAGUAAGAGAAAAGUGGGAGCAAACAAUACAAGGAUAGUUUUACAUGUGACCCGUCUCAAAGGUAGCACACCCUAUCCUUGUGCCAUUAUUUGUACAAGGAAAUAUAUGAUUAGAAGGAAUAGAACCCCCAGUUGUCAUCAGCUUUUUUAGAUACCACAGGUUGUAGCAAUUUGAACAAACAAAACUUUAUUCUUCUGUGUGAACUGAACUGAAGUUUCAGAGAAUAAUCAUCGCCAUGUGGGAGGCUUUUUGUUAAAUGCAGAAGAAAUCUCAAAAUAUUGUAUUUAUAUCUGCCUUCCACUGCUGCCAAUAUAGUAAGCAUCUCCUACAAAAUCAACAAUAAACAGCAAAUGAUGCAGUUCAUAGAGUAUUUUGCACUUGGGGAAAAAUAUGUAUCUGACUUGUAAAAAGAAAUGUUUGGAUUUUGUAUGUCUUUUUUAUUAUUAUUAAAAUACUAAAUGAAACUCC
Molecule: messenger RNA, 11458 nt
Organism: Callithrix jacchus (white-tufted-ear marmoset)
Lineage: Eukaryota; Metazoa; Chordata; Mammalia; Primates; Cebidae
Gene: SCUBE3
Product: signal peptide, CUB domain and EGF like domain containing 3
Biological process (GO): signal transduction
Cellular component (GO): cell surface
Molecular function (GO): calcium ion binding
Source: RefSeq, a predicted model, not a curated record